AUGGCAUCAUCCAUGGAGAACUCGGAACAGUCUUUCUACAACUCACCUACCUCUACUCUACCUGCCCCACAUCUGUUUCCUCUUUCUUCUCCAACAACACCAGCCACUUCAUGCAAAUCCAGUACGAUUCACUCAAACAACUAUCUCACUCCACAAUGGAUGCAUGCACGACCAGUUCAGAGUGCUUUUAUGUCAACUGGUUUAUUACUGAAGAAAAAUAAACAAAAAGCCCAUUCAAGUGCAAUUGCAUGUACUGUACCUGGAACUCCGAACAAGGGUACUCCAGAAAACCUAAUGUCGCGAUUCCAGUGUGAUUCACCUGGAGCCACUUGUCCAGGCACACCUAUCCGUGAAUUCGGAAGGGAUGAUAUAUUGGAAUACUCGCCGAAUUCGCCGAGUAUGCCAGAAACUCCCCUGCGUAGAUUUUCUACUUGUCAAAGACUGUCUACACCAGGUUCAUUUCCGAGCUAUCCAAGUACACCAGUGCCCUGCUCUGCUGACACUUCAGACUUCGCUUCUUUAUCACCCUUCGUGGCGACAUCUCCACACAACGUAGGGAGCACCGACUUUCUGAGAAGAUUAUCAAAUAAGGUGUCAUUGUCUACCAAAGCGCGUGACUACGUCACGAUGUAUCCGAGGUUUCUGAAUCUGAAAUAUCUUGAACAUGAGAGGCGUUAUUCCGAAUCUGGAAUUUGUGGUAAUAAAGACAACAACAACGGGCGGACUUUCAGCACUUAUUUAGACCGAAGCUUUGAAAUAAUUAGUUUACUUGGAUCGGGGGAAUUCUCGGAUGCAUAUGAAGUAUGCGAUAAAAGGUCUGGCCAAUACUAUGCAAUAAAAAAAACCAAGCUCAAAUAUGCUGGACUAUCAGACAGACGCAAACGUCUCGAGGAAGUAGAAAUAAUGUGGAAACUUGAACCACAUCCACAUUGUGUACAGUUAAUCCAAGCAUGGGAAGAGAGAGGCCACUUGUAUCUACAAUUAGAACUAUGCGAUAACGGCAGUCUGUACGAAUUUAUAGACAAUUACUGUGCUGAAGAACAAAUAGAUGAAAUUAGAAUAUGGAAAAUACUAACAGAUCUCGCAUUGGGUAUCAAACACAUCCAUGAUCAUAAUAUCGUUCAUCUCGAUCUUAAGCCGGCAAAUAUAUUUAUUACAAAGCAACUGUGUCUCAAGAUAGGUGACUUUGGUUUAGCAACAGAGUUACCAUUGAGAGAAGAUAUUGAAGACAGAGAGGGAGAUCGUGAAUAUAUAUCGUUAGAAGCGUUAAAUGGGCAUUAUGGUAAAGAAGCCGACAUUUUCAGUCUUGGUUUGAUAAUCUUCGAACUAGCAGCAAGUAUCAUCCUCCCAGAUAAUGGCCCAGAAUGGGAUAAACUUCGCUCUGGUAUUAUAAGAGACUUUCACUUCAUCUCAAUCUCAUCCACACUCGUUGCCCUUAUCGAAAGCAUGCUUAGGCCAGACUAUAAACAGAGACCCACUGCUGAUGAGAUAUUGUCUCAUCCAGUAGUACAAUUUAUUGUGAAAAGUAGAGAGAAUGGAUUGAUGGUAAAGGGGACAUUGGACGUCGACGAUCAUGUAAUCAUCGAGAGUGUAAAGAAUGUGAUUGAGUCAUGUGAAGACAAGAGCAUAUGGGAAAAAGAAGAAGACAGUGCCAACAUUUUUGAGGAUGGUGGAGAGAAGUAG
Molecule: messenger RNA, 1683 nt
Organism: Paraglomus occultum
Lineage: Eukaryota; Fungi; Glomeromycota; Glomeromycetes; Paraglomerales; Paraglomeraceae
Source: the annotation of a GenBank genome assembly